GUAGCAAACCGUCAAAGCAUUCACACUCGGAUCACCAGGCAAAAAGUAUAUAUUUUAAGCGUACAAGCAUUUAGAUCAUGGAAGCAAGUUUGUUGAACGAAAUUUCCUUUCCUCGUAUUUAUGUGGAAAGAACUUUGGCGAUCAUUAAACCAGACGCGAUUGACAAAAGUGAGGAGAUCGAGGACAUCAUUUUGACGUCGGGCUUCACGAUUUUACAGAAGAGAAAACUUCAACUAAGUCCAGAACAGUGCAGUGACUUCUACACGGAGCAUCAUGGAAAACUGACUUUCCCAAAAUUGACGGCGUACAUGAGCUCGGGUCCGAUUAUUGCUUUGACGCUGGCUCGGGACAACGCAAUCGCCCACUGGAAGGCCAUCAUUGGACCUAUCAAGGCCACCGAAAGUCAUCAAGAAAGCCUCCGAGCAAAAUACGCGACGUCCGAGCUGGAGAACGCCCUCCAUGGCAGCGAGUCAUUCCACGUGGCCGAGCGGGAGAUCAAGUUCAUGUUCCCAAACAGUAAGAAGUACACACACUGUUGUUUGAAUGAAAUGCAAAAAGGAAUUCUAUACACUUUCUGCGUAGCACUAACUGUCCCCACAAGAGAAGAAACUGAAGAAUACCUGAGUCGGUAUGUGAACCAAACAUUGCUCCAAGGACUCACUGAGCUCUGCAAGCACAAACCCCUCAACCCGUGUGUUAGUAAAGUACACACAUAUAUGUAUUCAUCGCUACUGCAUGGAAAUGUUUAUGUUUACUCCCAUCACACUUUCGACAGGUCUGGCUUGCCGAGUGGCUCAUCAAGAACAAUCCAAACAAGCCUCAAAUAUGUGACGGAGCUCUUGUGGAAGGAACAGAGUGACAUUAGGGGGCUCGGGGGAAGUAAAUAUGGAAUUAAAAGUGGAAUAUUGACAAAAGCACUUUCAGUGCAAGUGACAGACCCUCUUUUCAUAGAGCGGGAUCUUGGCUAUCCUGCAUUUGUAUUUGAAAUACAUCACCCUAUAAUUUAGAUUGAAGGAUUAAAAUGAAAAUGUAACAGGUAACUUGUUGCUGUUAACAUUCUGAAGUGCUUUGUCCUUAAAAAACAAAAAAAAAUGGAACAGUAAAUGUCAGUGUCCAUAAAUAGAAAAGUAGUCCAUAAAAAAAUCCAUGUUCCUGUCUACUUUUCAAAAUACUUGAUUUAAACAAUGAUGUCAAGUACAUACAACAUACCAGAGCUGUAGCAAAUAUAACAUAGGGGUAGAAAAAUGAAUCAUUAAACCUUUACAAAUGGAAGCAUUUUGUAGGGUGAGGAAUUUCUUCUUUUUCUUUUUUCAUCCUCCUCAACAUCCACUGUCCUCAUAUCCCCCCUCACAACAUCCAUCAACCUUUUCUUUGGUCUUCCUCUCGCUCUUUUGCCUGGCAGCUCCAUCCUUAGCACGCUUCUACCAACAUACUCACUCUCUCGCCUCUGAACAUGUCCAAACCAUCUAAGUCUGCUCUCUCGAACCUUCUCUCCAAAACAUCCAACUUUGGAUGUCCCUCUUAUGAGUUCAUUUCUAAUCCUAUCCAACCUGUUCACUCCAAGUGAGAACCUCAACAUCUUCAUUUGUGCCACCUCCAGUUCCGCUUCCUGUUGUUUCUUCAAUGCCGCCGUGUCUAAUCCGUACAUCAUGGCCGGCCUCGCCACUGUUUUAUAAACUUUGCCCUUCAUCCUAGCGGAGACUCUUCUGUCACAUAGAACACCAGACACCUUCCGCCAACUGUUCCAUCCCACUUGGACCCGUUUCUUCACUUCCUUACCACACUCACCACUGCUCUGUAUUGUUGACCCCAAGUAUUUGAAAUUAUCCACCUUCACUAUCUCUUCUCCCUGGAGCUUCACACUUCCUCCUCCACCCCUCACAUUCAUGCACAUAUAUUCUGUUUCGCUUCGGCUAAUCUUCAUUCCUCUCCUUUCCAGUGCGUGCCUUCAUCUUUCUAAUUGUUCCUCUGCCUGUUCCCUGCUUUCACUGCAGAUCACAAUAUCAUCUGCGAACAUCAUGGUCCAAGGGGAUUCCAGUCUAAACUCAUCUGUCAGUCUAUCCAUUACUACCGCAAACAGGAAGGGGCUCAGCACGGAACCCUGAUGUGGUCCCACCUCCACCUUAAAUUGACCCCUACGUACAAAUUGCGUCAUCCGCAGCGCUGACCAAUCAGAGGCCAGAGAUCUGCAUAAACCACGCCCCCUUUUUGCACCCGCCGUUCCCUCAGACAAAGUUGCAUGGUCCAGUAUAGCUUUUGUUAGCGUUUUAUCGCGUAUUUGGGUUCUUUAACAAUAGAUAUGGUUUUAAGAGGUGUAGUCACGGACUUUGUAAUAGUGACGACAGGUAUCCUGAAAGGCUAGUUGGUGGAGUUCAAUUCGUACCCUUUCCAAAACCGAAGACCCAGUACGAAAAAUGUCUUCGAUGGAUCAAACUUUGUGCAAGACCGCAUCAUCAACUGAAUCCAUCUAAAAUCAACCGGAACAGAAGACCGAGUACGAAAAAUGUCUUCGAUGGAUCAAACUUUGUGGAAGACCGCAUGAUCAACUGAAUCCAUCAACCGGAACAGAUAUGUUUGCACGAAGGUAAGUCCUAUAUUUCAAUACAUGUCUCAUAUAAAUGAAUUAGCAGUUCUUCGCUUGCAUAACAUAGCUAAGUGUGAAUGAUUGACACACUUGAUCUGUGU
Syngnathoides biaculeatus (alligator pipefish) is the source of this 2685-nucleotide messenger RNA. RefSeq names its product nucleoside diphosphate kinase homolog 5-like. The transcript has 3 exons. Gene Ontology annotation, biological process: GTP biosynthetic process; CTP biosynthetic process; negative regulation of oxidative stress-induced intrinsic apoptotic signaling pathway. Gene Ontology annotation, molecular function: nucleoside diphosphate kinase activity. The coding region runs from base 78 to 1007 and encodes 309 amino acids. NCBI's taxonomy places the organism in Eukaryota, Metazoa, Chordata, Actinopteri, Syngnathiformes, Syngnathidae. The record is from RefSeq and is a predicted model, not a curated record.